This is a messenger RNA of Sinocyclocheilus grahami, 498 nucleotides long. RefSeq names its product nucleolar protein 16-like. The transcript has 5 exons. Gene Ontology annotation, biological process: ribosomal large subunit biogenesis. Lineage: Eukaryota; Metazoa; Chordata; Actinopteri; Cypriniformes; Cyprinidae. Gene Ontology annotation, cellular component: nucleolus. The annotation marks the transcript as partial. The record is from RefSeq and is a predicted model, not a curated record.
UCACAUAAUCGUAGUAAGUUUAAUUACAAUAAAAACAAAAAUAAUCUGAAAAAGAAGAUAAUAAGGAAGGAGAAACCGCACACACAGGUUCCUCAGAUACGUAAUGCUUGGGAUGAACUCAAAACAGUAAAGCAAAAUCUACAAGACAUGGGGCUGUCACUUGGGAUGAAGGGUAUGCUUCCUAUUAAAAACAAAAAGGAUAUGGAAAGUAAACCAGUGGAGACAAAUGUUUUAAAACCGUACGUCAUUGAAGCAAUGGAGGUAGAGGCCAGUCUCCGUGGCGAGGACAGAACCACAUGCUCCACUGACAUGACUGAAUAUGUUCAAUACAUGGUGAAGGAACACAAUCAGGAUUAUAAGGCAAUGGCAAGGGAUAAGAAAAACUACUAUCAGGUCACACCAAAGCAGAUCAAACGGAAAGUGGAAUUAUACAAACGGUGUCAUCCUGAGGAAUAUGCUGUGUUCAUUGCAUCUCUGCAAUCUCAGAAGUCUACGUGA